Molecule: messenger RNA, 2233 nt
Organism: Dimorphilus gyrociliatus
Lineage: Eukaryota; Metazoa; Annelida; Polychaeta; Dinophilidae
Source: the annotation of a GenBank genome assembly
AGUGCUGCAAAUAGUUAACAACCGGUAACCGGUAUCGAUUAUGGCAUCUGAAAAAGAGGCAAUCGCUAUCGUCUUGGAUGUUGGACCAUCCAUGGAUUCAGCAGCAGAGGGCGAUAGAACGAAACUUCAGGAAUCCAUAGAUUGUAUUCAUAUGAUUCUUCAAAGAAAAUUAUUUUCCGAAUCAAAAGACGAAGUUUCGUUAAUUCUUAUCGGGUCAGAUGAAACGGCAAAUGAGUUAGCUGAUGAUGAUAGCUACAAUAAUAUAUCAGUUGCCAGGCCUUUGGCAACAGUUACAUGGCCUUUUUUGGAAUUCGUGCAGAAUGACAUUUCCCCAACGGAUAAUGAAACCGAUUUUUUGGAUGGUAUUGUUGUUGCAGCUGAUCAUUUACGCUCUCAGACUAUGGGUAAAAGAGGAUUUGUGAGCUCUAAAAUAAUAUUAUUUUCUGAUCUUGCUGGUCCUGUGGCUGACAAUCAACUAGAUGCAAUCACUAAAUCUCUCAAAUCCGCGGAUAUAGCUUUAAACGUUAUUGGAGUAGAUCCUGAUGAAGAUGAAAGUGACGAGGAUAGAAAACCACCGCAAGGGGGUGCAGGACCCUCGACUGCUCCUCAUAGAAAACCCAAAACUCCUCAACAAAAGUUAGGUGAAAAAAUUGUCAAUCAUAUUUUAGAGGCUGUUGACGGAGAAUGCUAUACAUUCAGUGAAACAUGGGAGUUUUUGAGUAAUUAUCAAAGUAAAUCUGUCCGUCCAACUGCCUGGAAAUGUCAACUUGAUAUUGCAGAAAAUGUGAAAAUUCCGAUAAAUGCUUAUAUCCGAGUAAAAGAAGCAAAGUCAAAAGGCUUUAAAACAGUUUAUGCAAAAGAUCCCGAGUCCACUAUUAUAAGGGAGAGUACACAUCACUUAAACGACGAAGAGGAAACAGAGGUGGAAAGGAAAGAUAUGGUUCAAGGACAUCGCUAUGGUAGUACAUUAGUGCCUUUUUCGGAUGAAGAUCUCCAGGCUAUGAAAUUUAGAAGUGAAAAGUGCUUUCAGGUUUUAGGAUUCACUUCUCGGGAAAAUGUCAACAGGUAUAUGUUUAUGGGUGAUAGCACAAUGAUUGUUCAUCCGGAGAAAGGAGACGAAGUGGCUGCCGCCGCUCUUAGUUCAUUAAUAAAAGCGUGUCAACAAAUGAAUAAGGUCGUUAUUGUUAGAAGAUGCUAUAGUGCUAGUUCAUCACCUAAAAUUGGUGUUUUGGAACCAGAUAUCGAUGAAAAGAAGAAUAGGGAAAGAUUUUUUUACCACGACCUCCCAUUUGCUGAAGAUGUUCGUCGAUUUACGAUGUCUACUCUUCCAUAUUCGGAAGAGACCAUAACAGAUUAUAACGACAAGUUUAAACCUUCGGAUGAUCAGUUAGACGUUGUCGAUGGCCUUAUUGAUUCUAUGAUGCUUGUCGUUAAAGAUGAGGACGGAGAGAAGAUCGAAGAGAAGAAACCUAAGAAUCUCUUUAAUCCCUAUUUACAGAGACUCUAUCAUUGCUUAAAUCAUAGAGCUAAUGACACAACUGAAGCUUUACCCGGACCAAGUGAUAGAUUGGUAGAAAGUUUAGAAAUGUCUGAGAGAGUAAAGGAAGCAUCAAAUAAUCAAUUGAAGAAAGUAAAGGAAACAUUCCCGUUAAAGAGAGUUGCUAAAGCAAAAGGAAAAGAUACCGCCGAUAAUGUCUUUAAUAUUGAAGAGAAAGAUGCUGAGGGUGAAUCAUCUGAAAAGAAACCAAGAAUGGACGAUGUUGAACUAUCAGAUCUACAGAAAGAAAAAGUUGAUAAGAUUGGAACUGUAACACCAGUUGAAGAUUUCUUAGCUAUUCUAUCUCAAAAAGAUCGAGAUCGUUAUGACGAAGCAUGCGAAAUGAUCAGAGAAAGAAUAAUACAAUUAGUCUUCGAUUCAUUUGGAUCUCAACUGUUUUCUAAAGCUAUAGAUUGUUUAAGGGCGUAUAGAGCUCAAACUUUAAAACAUUCCGAGCCAAGAGAUUUCAACAAGUUCCUCUUUAGCCUAAAAGAGAGUUUAUUUCAGAAAAAUAAAAAGGCAUUUUGGAAAUUAAUGAUCGAAGAAAAACUCGGACUGGUAACCAAAUUAGAGUCGGAAGAAAGUUCCGUCACCAAAGCUGAAGGUGAUGAUUUCCUAACCGAAGUUGUUGAAGAAAAAAUUAAGGAGGAAGCACCGCCGAAAGAGGAUGCCGAUGAAUUAUUGGAUAUGAUGUAA